CCAAGAAAAUCCUCUCAGUUGCACAAAAUCAAGAAUGGCAUAUAGGCGGCAAACAGACCCAAAUCACAUUGAACCACAGGAAGAUGGAUAUGAUCACCAACAAUUUCACCAUGCAAACCAGUGCCUUCCUUCCAACCAAGUCAGGCUGGGUUUUGAUGAGCUAGUGGAGGAGAUCAAUAACGAAAUCCCCCUGUGUGAGAGUGACAAAGAAGAAAACCCACGUUUUGUGCCAGGAGCACCAAACUUGGGUUCAAACUGGCCAUCCAUAUAUGGAACACACCCUAGACACUUGGAUGAGUUCACUGCUCAGAGCCCUGACAUCUCCCAGCUUUGGCAUGGGAAAGCAUCAGCCAUUGGUUUUAAUCCUGCUGUGUUACCAAUGCAUCAGAUCAUAAAUGAGGGAGACUCCUGGAGAAAUAGCACAGAGAAACGUCAUGGUGCUGAGGUUCCCGGGUCCAGUGCUCUAGCUCCAGCACCCAGCAGCCUGGAGAACCGUAAUCUACGAAGACAGUCAGGAAAUGAACAUCACAAGGGCCCUGUAGGAUUUGUGGGCAGCAUCUUCCCUCAUUAUCCAUCACACUCAGUAGACGCCACACCCGAUAGCGAGAAUAAAGGAAGUGGAGGUUUGAACCUUGUAGAUCCUCCUCUCCUGUCCUCUAAAGAUUCUCUUCCACCCAGGGCACAGGAGAACGCAUCACUGGACGACACAGAGCAAGUUGGUUGUCCCAUUCAAAUAGUUGAAGUACCCCAAGGGAGUAACAAGAAUCUGGCCUCCUUUUGUAACAAAGUAAGAGAAAUAAGAGCGUCAUUUCCUGCAAGUGACAUUAAUUCCAAUUCUGGAAAGAUCUGGGCCAUCACUACAGCUUAUCCCUCCCAGCUCUUUGCUGACACCAAGUUCAGAGUGAAUGUUUCCACUAAUAACUCGGCACAGACCCUUCAUCUUCUGCCACAAGCUAAUUAUCUUGUCAAAGACCUAAUUCGUGAAACACUGCUUUUAUGUGCAAAUGAGCAGCUUUCCCCCAAGGAGUGUCUUCUAAGUGUACGUGGUUCUGAAGAAUUUUUACAGAUGGAUCACUGUUUAGGGAGCCACAAAAUAUUUCAGAAAAGUAAAUCUGUUUUACAACUUCUUCUUCAGAAAAACAGUGAUGUUCCAGGAAAGUUGUCUCGGAAGAGUGGAGAUGACCACAGUCUGUUUCAUCUGAACCAGCUCCUAGAGUUUACACAUAUUUGGAAAGUAUCCAGACAAUGCCUCUUCACAGUAAUAAAGAAAUAUGACUUCCAGGUCAAACUCCUAUUGAAAAACCAGGAAGAUAUGGUGGGUAAACGUUUGCCAGCCAUGUUUUCAAGUGCUCCAAACCCCUUCCAAACACAUGUGAAUAAUGUUAUUGAAGAAGUUAAAAAUAUAUGCAGUGUUCUGGGAUGUGUUGAAACCAAGCAAGUUUCAGAUGCAGUAAAAGAACUAAAACUACUUCAGAGGAAUCAGCCUCAGAAUUUUCAUCAGAAAUCAGAGACUUCAAAAAAAGGCUUCAUAGAGAAAGUGGCAGCAAAACUAUCAAGGUCCAUCUAUCAACUAAUCGAAGUGUACUGCAGUAGCUUCUGUACUGAUUUCCAGGCUGUGCACCUACCUGGAAGUACCUCCUGCAUCCUCGCUGGGCUCCGUUCCCACCUGAGCUUCACAGUGUGUGCCCUGCACAACGUUCCAGAGACGUGGGCACACAGCUACACAGCAUUUUCGUUUUCCUGCUGGCUCACAUAUGCUGGGAAGAAGCUGUGCCAAGUGGAAAGCUGCAGAUCCACACCAGCCACAAAAUCGUUCUUUCUUUUGGUCAACUGGAACGAAAUAAUCAAUUUUCCUCUUGAAAUAAAAUCACUUCCAAGAGAAUCUAUGCUUAUUAUAAAAGUGUUUGGGAUUGACUCUGCCACCCACAGUGCAAAUCUGCUGGCCUGGACCUGCCUUCCAUUGUUCCCAAAAGAAAAGUCUAUGCUGGGGUCUAGACUAUUCAGCAUGACAUUCCAGAGUGAGCCUCCCAUAGAAAUGAUAGCUCCGGGAGUAUGGGAUGGGAGCCAGCCUUCCCCACUGACCCUGCAGAUUGACUUUCCAGCUGCCGGGUGGGAGUAUAUUAAUCCCGAUUCUGAGGAGAUCGGAACCGACGCUGAAGAACCACCAAGAGAGUGUUUAAAACACAUUGCCAGACUUUCCCAGAAGCAGACUCCCUUGCUACUUUCUGGGGAGAAGAGAAGAUACCUGUGGUUUUAUCGGUUCUACUGCGAUAAUGAAAACUCCUCCCUUCCUCUGGUUUUGGGUAGCGCCCCUGGAUGGGAUGAAGGAACAGUUUCUGAAAUGCAUGCCAUCUUGAGAAGGUGGACAUUUUCUCACCCAUUGGAAGCACUUGGUCUUUUGACUUCCAGUUUUCCAGACCAAGACAUUCGAGAAGCGGCUGUUCAACAAUUAGACAACCUCUUGACUGAUGAACUGUUCGAGUAUCUCCCACAGCUAGUUCAGGCUGUCAAAUUUGAGUGGACUCUUGAAUGUCCCUUGGUGGAACUUCUGCUUCGUCACUCCUUGCAAAACAUCCGGGUGGCCCACCGUCUGUACUGGCUGCUGAGGGAGGCACAAGAUGAAGCCUGCUUUAAAAGCUGGUAUCAGAAGCUGUUGGCUGCUCUCCAGUUCAGCGCGGGAGAAGCCUUGAACGAUGAAUUUUCCAAGGAGCAGAGGCUGGUGAAACUUUUGGGGGAUAUUGGAGAGAAAGUGAAAUCUGCCAGUGACCCCCAGAGACAGGAUAUACUAAAGAAAGAGAUUGGCAACCUGGAAGAAUUCUUUAAAGAUAUAAAGACUUGCCAUCUUCCUCUGAACCCAGCCCUGUGCAUAAAAGGAAUCGACCAUGAUGCAUGCUCAUAUUUCACAUCUAAUGCUUUGCCAUUGAAGAUCACUUUCAUCAAUGCUGAUCCAAUGGGCAAAAACAUUGGUGUUAUUUUUAAGGCUGGGGAUGAUCUUCGGCAGGACAUGCUUGUUCUGCAGAUUAUUCAAGUGAUGGACAACAUCUGGCUACAGGAGGGCCUAGAUAUGCAAAUGAUUAUUUAUAGAUGUCUGUCCACGGGAAAAGCCCAAGGAUUGAUAGAGAUGGUGCCAGAUGCUGUAACACUCGCCAAGAUCCAUCUCCACUCUGGGCUAAUAGGACCACUGAAAGAAAACACCAUCAAGAAGUGGUUCAGUCAGCACAACCACUUAAAGGAAGAUUAUGAAAAGGCCUUGAGGAACUUUUUUUACUCUUGUGCUGGCUGGUGUGUGGUAACGUUCAUCUUGGGAGUCUGUGACCGACAUAAUGACAAUAUCAUGCUGACAAAGUCAGGCCACAUGUUUCAUAUUGACUUUGGAAAAUUCUUGGGUCAUGCACAAACAUUUGGCGGUAUAAAAAGGGACCGAGCCCCUUUCAUUUUUACUUCAGAGAUGGAGUACUUUAUUACCGAGGGUGGAAAAAAUACUCAACAUUUUCAAGACUUCGUGGAGCUUUGCUGCAGGGCUUAUAACAUUGUCAGGAAACGCAGCCAGCUGAUUCUGAGCCUUCUAGAAAUGAUGUUGCAUGCAGGACUGCCUGAGCUAAGCGGAACCGAAGACCUGAAAUACGUCUAUAACAAUCUCCGCCCACAAGACACAGACCUGGAAGCCACGAGUCAUUUUACCAAGAAAAUAAAGGAAAGUCUGGAGUGCUUCCCAGUUAAGUUGAAUAACCUGAUCCACACACUGGCACAGAUGCCAGCCAUAAGCCUUGCCAAACCUGCCCCUCAGACUCUUCCCUGGGAAUCCUGCACCCUGCACAAAACCAGGACAAUUCAGAGAGCCACAAUAUUAGGGCUCAGCAAGACGCACGGCAACCUGUACCUGAUCGAGGUGACGCUCAGUGACAACAGGAAAAGCCUGACCAGAAAGUCAUUCGAACACUUUUCCAGACUUCACAGCCAAAUUCAGAAGCAAUUCUCAUCGCUGACCCUCCCAGAGUUUCCUCACUGGUGGCACUUACCGUUUACAGAUUCGGAUCACAAGAGAAUCACAGAUCUAAGUCGUUACAUGGAACAGAUGCUGAGCGGGUCUUAUGAAGUCGCAAAUGUAUGUGACAGCUUCUUUCCACUUUUAUGCAAAUGUCGAGGAUUGGUUUAUCAUUACAAAGAGAUGGUUUUAAGUGUAUCGGCAUUCUUUAGUUUCUUCACUCAGUAA
Molecule: messenger RNA, 4213 nt
Organism: Phodopus roborovskii (desert hamster)
Lineage: Eukaryota; Metazoa; Chordata; Mammalia; Rodentia; Cricetidae
Gene: Pik3c2g
Product: phosphatidylinositol-4-phosphate 3-kinase catalytic subunit type 2 gamma
Exons: 29
Coding region: 35-4213 (1392 amino acids)
Biological process (GO): phosphatidylinositol-3-phosphate biosynthetic process; cell migration; phosphatidylinositol-mediated signaling
Cellular component (GO): phosphatidylinositol 3-kinase complex; cytoplasm; plasma membrane
Molecular function (GO): phosphatidylinositol binding; 1-phosphatidylinositol-4-phosphate 3-kinase activity; 1-phosphatidylinositol-3-kinase activity
Source: RefSeq, a predicted model, not a curated record